CAACAGACAAACAAGAACAGCAUCCUCUUCCCACAGAUGAAGAUGCCGCAACUACAGACGAGCCAUCUUCCUGUUAUUGUGGCCUGAAAUGGGUACUGACCCGGGUCGACAUGGAACAUAUGAAGGAUAUCCGUAGUGUGAAAGACUACCCGCGGAUCCCGAGACGGUCUCUAAUGCGGCCUAAAUUUG
Messenger RNA from Amoebophrya sp. A25, 189 nucleotides. The record is from the annotation of a GenBank genome assembly. NCBI's taxonomy places the organism in Eukaryota, Dinophyceae, Syndiniales, Amoebophryaceae.